CCCUCCCCUCCACCGGCCCGAGCAGCGGCGCAGGGGAGGCAACGGGGUGUGUCACUGCUCAGGCGACCCUCCAAUCUCUAGUCAUAAAUCCAGAAAGUCGGGACUUUUAUGGGGCGGGAGGAGGUCACUGGAGCGAUGCCACUUUGGGAGGCAGGGAGCGUGCUGGAGUUCGGCCGCGGUUUGUGCAAAAUCUAAGAAACGACUCAGAGCUUAAGACACCGUCAUUGGUCUCUCCGUCUCCUUCCCCCGUCUCCUUCCCAUUCUGGUGACCAGAAGGUCGCGGAGAGGGUCGGGCCGACGGGGGGCUGAGAAGACAGUGGGGAAGGCGCCCCAAGUACAGAAGACGGAGGUGGGAUCCGAUCUCACAUCUGCUCGAAACUCGCGUCCUUUAAUUUCGCACACCACACCAUUGAGCAGAAAGUGGUUUUAGGGAGCACACCCCACAGCCAGAGGACCAGGCCCCGGGGAAGCCGUACACCCAGUUUAUUUUUGGAAGACGCCUUGACAGCGUCAGAGUUUAGAAUGAGUAACCUAAGUUAUUUCUUCCUCCCGUGGCAUCUUCCUCUGGAAGCCCUACAGACAUGUCUUUCCUUUCUGGCAUAUUCCCCGCACCCCUUGCCCCCAACAAACUCUUUGGUCAGGAGAAAGCCAGUUUCCUUCUGACCUCCCCUUCCCCAGACCUGGGGGUGGGGCAGGGAUGCCCUGAACACCGUAAUUAACCAACCGACUUUGACCCUUGAUCUGCAUGCAGGCUCCAGGGCACCGCCCCGGGUCUUGUAGUAAAGUGGUGAAGUGAGCUCGGUGAGGGGCCCUGUGAGGGCUUGUGCCUCAGUUUCUCUCCUAAAUUAAUUGUUGGAGGCACUGGGUAUAGUGGUGAGAUCUUUUUGGCCACCAGGAUCCAAUGGUCUAGGGCCCUGGCUGGAUGUUCACAGCUUACCUUUCUCUCAAGUGCAGGCCCUCUUCAACAGCUUCCUUAAAAAACAGGGAAUGUGCCGCAAGUCCCUGCUGACCCAAAUGGGGAAACUGAGACAAAAAGAAGUGAGUUGCCUCCUCAUCUGAGGUGGAUCAGGUUGUGGGCCCAAGAUUCUGUUAAAUUCUUGCUUCGCCAAGUUCCCAGGUGAGUGGACUGGCCUUCUACCCACAAAGGGCCUGCUUAGGGGCCGAGCCCCCGACUCACUCCUGCCUCCUCCCUCACCUGUUUGUCUUGCUGCUUAGCUGCUCCUUGGGAUCUGAUAAACUGAACUUGGACUGUGUUAAAGGUGAGGCGAGCCUUGCAGAGACUCAGUGUGCUGUUAUUUUUAGCUUUAUUUCACAUCUCAAUCGCUAACAGAUCAUGCAUUGACUUUAACAAAGGACAAAGAAAUUCCGAUUGUUCAAAUCGUUGACUUCCUUGCGUCCUGGUGAUUUUCCCUGUCACAGUUGUGGUGGCCCCAGCGGGAGUGGCGUGGGAGACCUGAACCCCAGGGGCGCCCACAGGUGAAGAGGAGGGCUUCUGGGGGGUCUGCACCACCUGCUGCUGCUGUCCAGUCAGCCUGGGCAUCUACCCGCCACAGCCUUAUCAGGAGCCAGAGCCAUCGGUGGCUGAACCCCCCUCCUGCCCCCUGGCUUUGGACAUGAGCCUUCGGGACCCCAGCUGCAGUGUGGCCCCUGGGCCCUGCGUGGUGGCCCAGCUGCCCUCAGAAGACAUGGGCCGCUUGACAGACCCCCAGAGCAGCGACCAUGGCUUCCUGCGCACUAAGAUGAAGGUGACCCUGGGGGACAGUCCCAGUGGAGACCUCUUCACCUGCCACAUCUGCCAGAAGGCCUUCACCUACCAGCGCAUGCUUAAUCGCCACAUGAAGUGUCACAACGACGUCAAGAGACACCUCUGCACCUACUGUGGGAAGGGCUUCAACGACACCUUUGACCUGAAGAGGCACGUCCGCACCCAUACUGGUGUGCGGCCCUACAAAUGCAGCCUGUGUGACAAGGCCUUCACACAGCGCUGCUCUCUGGAGUCUCACCUCAAAAAGAUCCAUGGCGUGCAGCAGAAGUAUGCCUACAAGGAGCGGCGGGCCAAGCUGUACGUGUGUGAGGAGUGUGGCUGCACGUCCGAGAGCCAGGAGGGCCACGUCCUGCACCUAAAGGAACACCACCCUGACAGCCCACUGCUGCGGAAAACCUCCAAGAAGGUGGCUGUGGCCCUGCAGAACACUGUCACCUCCCUGCUGCAGAGCAACCACCACCUCUGAGUGGCAAAGGCCCGGCCCGGUCGCCUGCCUGCUGCCUGGCUGGCCCACCCUCCUGCGGCCUCUGGCUGGACCACUGGGGGUCAGGACCGGAGCCCCCAGGCACACGUGCUCACUCUGGCCCUGUACCGACCUCUGUUCAUGUUUGUGUUUUGUCGUGUGGCCAGAUGCGUAUGAGCAUGGGGCAGGGGUGAGGCCAGGGCCUCCUUCCGUUUGAAGCAGCAUGCCUACACAGAUAGGACCUACUUCCCGGAGGAGGUCGUGAGGGUGAUCCUGUCGCCCCCAGGGUGAUCCCUCCAGAGCACAGAGUGUGGGCUGCUGGUCACCCGUGGAUGGCAGAGUCGAGAACGUUGGCAAAGAGCACCCCUGCAAACAAGGGCAGUUGGGGGGCUGGUGAUGGCCCACCCGGCAGCGCUUCUAAUACUCAGGGCUGCAGGGGGCUCUGCCUUCUGACAGGGACACAUGCAUGUGCGCCCAGCUGUAGAUGUGUGAGCACACAGGAGGCCUUUCCACAUAUCACCUCAUUCUUCAGAAAUCAGUAACAAGGUGCCAAGGAAGUUCCACUUCCUUUUUCAAAGAUGACAAAUGUACAGAUAUUAAUAUAUAUUUGGUGCCGAUGGUGACUGUUUUUAAGAGAGGAUGGAGCUGGCUUUUCUCCCUCCCCAUGCGCCUGUUUAUCCCGGACGCUUCGCACCCCCUCUGUGCCUUGGCUUGGGUGGCUGCCCGGACCCCCUCCGCCCUCGCACCUGAGAUGUUCACCCUUAGGCCUUGUUGCUCCGCCCGUGUCUGGAAGGGGCACUGAGCUUUCUGUUCCUCCCCUUCUGCCAGGACAACACGGCAUGUCUGCCUACCCUGCCCUGCAGCUCGGCCUCCCUCCCACAGCCUUGCGAGGCCAGCCUCAGAGUCCCCAAGAGCCCCCUUGUGUCUUGGUAACAGAGUUUUUGUGGAACAAGUCACCGUUCCAGAGCUGGCAGCCCCGUCCGGCUGCAGCUUUAGGGGCAAGCCAGGUGGGACGAUGAGUCUGUGAUAUGCUCGGGGUUCACGGGCCUGGGGCAGUAGGAAGAUAAGACAUGUACAGGGCCAGGCUGCGAGGCCUGCUCCUUUCCUGGUUGAGGGGAAUACCCUAGGACAGCAGCAAAAAAUUGGGACGGAGUAAUAACCAGACACAUCAGAAACUUCUAGAGGGAGGACAGUAAAAGACGGUUAACAAGUUAUAUUUAUAACCUUUUUUCUGUUUUUCAAAUGGCAAGGCUGGGUUUUGAACACCUGUAAGAGCCACCCCUGGGCUGUUGGCUCCAUCGGAGGGAAUCGGCCAGACUCCCUGGGCCUGGUGGUGUUCCUGCUAAUAACAGGAAAGGGGUCAGAAGGGAGAGAUGGGCAGGGGCUGAGCCAGCCUGCCAACUCAAAAGAGGCCCAUGGGACACAGCAGGCUGGGCUGCCCCCUGAAGCCAAACCCCCAAGCAGUGGGGGCACAUCCCUGGGCUGAGGGAAGGAGCCUUCUCUGACUUCCCUCUGAACAUGUACAGAUUGUUCUAGAAGACUCCUGUUUUAUUUUACUUUAGAGUGUCCAGGAGCUGCUGUAUUCUCGAAGUCACAUAGUAUAUAAUGACCUUGUCUGGAGGCUCUGUUUUGUUUACAUUCUGUGUCCCCGUGUUAUCACAGUCUGAGGGAGUCUUAGAGCUCUGUGUUAUCUAUUUUAUUUUAUAACUUUCCCCACAACUAUUAAAAUCAAAGAAGGAUCAUUUUCUGCA
Molecule: messenger RNA, 3979 nt
Organism: Manis javanica (Malayan pangolin)
Lineage: Eukaryota; Metazoa; Chordata; Mammalia; Pholidota; Manidae
Source: RefSeq, a predicted model, not a curated record